UUGUAUAUACAUUUGUACGAUAUGUAUACCCGUUUCGUAUAAUUUCGUAUUUAUUUCGAAAGCGCAGUGACGUUAACUUGUCACAGGAAGUAACGUCAGAAACUGAACUUCCAGGAUUAGUUGCGCGUUCACGUUGGAGGUCAUUUUGCUGUAAAAAAGGCAGUCAUGGGUGGGGAUCACGGACAUGGCAAACUGUCCAUGCCAGACUACAGAGUGUGGAAAUGGGAAGGAACGCCGCUGGAAGCCACCCAGCAGAGACUCGCUCGAAGAGGACUCAGGGACCCCUGGGCUCGGAACGAGGCGUGGAGAUAUACGGGCAGCUUUGGCGUCCCAGUUACCUUCCGAGACGUUCUCCUCCGCGGUUUUAAGACAGGAUUCGCAGCGUUUGCAGUGGCACUGGCAGUGGAGUAUGCUUUCUUUCCUCCAAAGAAGUCAGAGCACUAAUAGCUUGGCUAAAGCUCAGAAGAGCCAGGCGCUGCUGGACUCUGUGUUUGCUGCAGGUUUUAAGCCUGUUUUUGUCUGUCCAUGAAGACGUUAACCCAUGAGAGGUUUCCUAAUACCUGUGUUCAUUCAUCGUUAUGUUUCCUUUCACCAUUCUGUAAAAUAAAUAUAAAUUAACUGAA
Carassius carassius (crucian carp) is the source of this 623-nucleotide messenger RNA. RefSeq names its product NADH:ubiquinone oxidoreductase subunit B3 (gene ndufb3). Gene Ontology annotation, cellular component: mitochondrion. NCBI's taxonomy places the organism in Eukaryota, Metazoa, Chordata, Actinopteri, Cypriniformes, Cyprinidae. Gene Ontology annotation, biological process: electron transport chain; mitochondrial respiratory chain complex I assembly. The record is from RefSeq and is a predicted model, not a curated record. The transcript has 3 exons. The coding region runs from base 166 to 444 and encodes 92 amino acids.